Larimichthys crocea (large yellow croaker) is the source of this 2938-nucleotide messenger RNA. Its product is annotated as protein-glutamine gamma-glutamyltransferase K. The coding region runs from base 77 to 2449 and encodes 790 amino acids. Lineage: Eukaryota; Metazoa; Chordata; Actinopteri; Sciaenidae. The record is from RefSeq and is a predicted model, not a curated record. The transcript is spliced from 14 exons. Gene Ontology annotation, biological process: peptide cross-linking. Gene Ontology annotation, molecular function: protein-glutamine gamma-glutamyltransferase activity.
GACACACAGCGAAGAACAGAAGACUUCUCCUCCCUCCAAGUCUGCAUCGUCACAUUUCUUCUCCCGUUGCACUGAGAUGCCUGUAGAGAAGCAUUCAAUCAGAGACAGAGCUGCAGUCGGCCGAUUUCCAACUGUCACUUUUGGAUUUGAGGAAGAUGCGGAAGAAGAAAAGGAAGGAUCAGAAGAGAACAACGCUGAGAAGGAAAACGCAUGUCAGCGAUGGCUGCGUAAAGUCUGCCCGUGCUGCUAUCCCACGCCAAACGAAGAAGACGUCACGGACACUUUGGUCACAGGGAUUGAUGACCUGGACAAGGAGAACGAGGCAAACAGCGGGAAACCUGAGACUGGUGGUGACAGCGAGCUUGAUGAGCUUCUCCUGAAAGUGCAAUCGAUAGACCUGAUGAAAGACAAAUCAGGGGAGACCCGCACAGAGCACCACACAAAUCUCUACCAAAGUGAUAACUUCAUCAUUCGCAGAGGACAGAAUUUCAAGAUGUGGAUCAGCCUGUCUCGACCCUUUAACCCAAACACAGACAAACUUCACCUUGAACUGAAAACAGGGCCGGUGCCAACCGUGUCAAAGAAAACCCACGUCAUCAUCCCUCUGGUGGAGGAGCUGCAGGACGACCGCUGGGAGGCUGCUAUUGUGAAACAGGAUGACAAAAGGAUAAUGCUGUCAGUGAAUUCUUCACCCACUGCAGUCAUCGGCCGAUAUCAACUCAUCGUGGAGACAGAUUGCGCAAACGGCCAGGCGGUUUCCACACAUGACCCGGCUAAUGACAUCUACAUAUUGUUCAACCCCUGGUGUGAAGGUGAUUCAGUGUUCAUGGAUUCAGAAGACGAGAGGCAGGAAUAUGUCCUGAAUGACAUCGGACGGAUUUACUACGGCACACAGUAUCAAAUUGGAGAGCGGACGUGGAACUACGGGCAGUUCGAUGAUGGGAUUCUCACAGCAUGCCUCUUUGUCCUGGAGAAGAGUGGAACUCCUGCGUCUGGUUGGAGUGAUCCGGUUAACGUGGUGCGAGUCAUCUCGGCCAUGACCAACUCUCCUGAUGACCGUGGAGUCCUGGAGGGAAACUGGUCAGGAGACUAUUCACUUGGAACCAGUCCGACAGUUUGGAGCGGGAGUGUGGAAAUCCUGAAAGAAUACCAUAAAAACAACGGCACGCCCGUGAAGUACGGCCAGUGCUGGGCCUUCGCUGGCGUGGUCACUACAGUUGCUCGAUGUUUCGGCAUUCCCUGUCGAACUGUGACCAACUUCAGCUCGGCUCAUGACACAGACGUCUCCUUGACGACAGAUGUUUACCUGGACGAGAACCUGGAGCCAAUAGAUUACCUCAACACUGACUCCAUCUGGAACUUCCACGUGUGGAACGACUGCUGGAUGGCUCGUCCAGACUUGCCUGCAGGCAACGGAGGCUGGCAAGCUGUCGACGCCACACCUCAGGAGACCAGCCAGGGAACCUUCUGCUGUGGCCCCGCUUCGCUCGCUGCCAUCCGCUAUGGUCAGGUCUUCCUCAAGCACGACACUCCGUUUGUGUUCGCCGAGGUUAACAGUGAUAAAAUCUAUUGGCAAAAGAACAUAGAUGGGACCUUCAGUAAAAUCUACAGUGAGAAAAAGACGAUGGGCCACUUCAUCAGCACGAAGGCUGUUGGCUCUGAUGAACGCAACGAUAUCACACACCUCUACAAACACCCUGAAGGCUCAGAAGCGGAACGCAUUGCUGUGGAAACAGCAUGCAGCUAUGGCUCCAAGGCAGAGGCCUAUUCGCCUCCGACAGCACAGGACGUCUCCGUUGAAGUCACCAUGAAAGGCAAAGGUCCCGAAAUGGGAGGAGACGCAGAGCUGACCAUCGUGUUGCGAAACAGCAGCUCGGAGCAGCGCACGGUCAUCCUGCACAGCCAGGUGGCAGUCAUGUAUUACACCGGAGUCCACAAGGCCACGGUGAGGAAGGACAACACAGACGUGGACUUACUGCCCAACGAGGAAAAGAUUUUGGAGUGGACCCUGGUGUACAAAGACUACAAGGAUCAACUGAUAGACCAGGCCGCCCUGAUGAUGACACUGUCAGGCAGAGUCAGAGAAACACAGCAGGUCGUGGCCACUCAGUUCAGUUUCCGGCUCAGGACGCCGGACCUCAUCAUAAAGCCAAUCGGGAAGGCCGUGGUCGGGGAGAAGAUGGCAGUAGAGAUUUCAUUCACUAACCCGCUGCCACAGGUGCUGAAGGCGGUGAUAUUCCACGUGGAAGGACUCGGCCUUCUAACUGCUCAGAAGAUUAAUUAUGGAGAUAUCGGCAGCCGUGCCUCAGUGUCUCUGACUGAGCAUUUCGUCCCCACCCUGCCUGGACCGAGGAAAUUACUGGCUUCAUUGGACUGCAGGCAGCUCACACAGGUUCACGGUGUGGCCGACAUCACUGUGGAGGAGAAAAAAAGCAACGGCGCUCUAUAGUGAUUCCAAACUGACACCGAAUAUCGUUCUCUAUAUCCUAUUCUGACUCCAUUUCGCUACGUAAUUUAUAUGGAAAGCUAGUGUUUAAGUUCACAAAGGCAUGACACAACAGUGCAGGACAAUUUCAACAUUCCCAAUGACUACAGAGAGACAACUAAUCCUAAUCCAAAUCAUAAAACAUCUAAAAGAAUGUGAUGUUUGUGGGUCAGAACUCAGAAUUGACAGAAACUUUUAUAUAUUCUGUAAAAAAAAACAGUAUUAGUUUACACCUUGUGCCAAGGUUAUACAAUAUACAGAAGUGAUGUAAUAUAAAAAUAAAUUAAUAAAAAAUAAAAGAAGUUUAUAAAGACAGUCUCUACAUUGAGAAGUUUUGUAUUUAUAUAUAUAUGCGAUAUAUUUAUUUUGUUUACUUUGCCACUUGUUGGCAAUCAGAAUUAUUUUAUUUGAAUGUCCAAAUACUGCUACAUGUAUCAUUAAAAACAACAAUUA